Episyrphus balteatus (marmalade hoverfly) is the source of this 2370-nucleotide messenger RNA. RefSeq names its product protein Spindly (gene Spindly). The transcript is spliced from 6 exons. The record is from RefSeq and is a predicted model, not a curated record. Bases 157 to 2178 code for a protein of 673 amino acids. NCBI's taxonomy places the organism in Eukaryota, Metazoa, Arthropoda, Insecta, Diptera, Syrphidae.
GAAAAAAAAAAACCAAGCAAACUGUCAAGGAAUAAAGAAAAAAAAAUUCCAAGAAAGCCCGCUUGCAAAAAGGACAUUCAACUUUAUUCUUCCAAAUAAAAAAAAUUAUAAAAUACAAUAAAAAUAUAAAUUAAAAUAACUAAAACCCAUCACAUUAUGAACGAACUGAUGGACAUUAGUUCCAUUACCAUUGAAGAUUUACAAGAAGAAUAUCAAAAAUUAAAAGAAAAAUGUUCUCAACUAAUCGCUUUAAGCGAUCAAGAUAGACAACGAAUUCAUGAAUUGAAAAGGAGUCUCGACACAGCGACAGCUGCCGAAGCAUAUCUCUCCCAAGAACUCGAACAAUUGUCUUCAGUGCAAACAUCACAGGAUGAUGCUGCAUUGCAGAAAAAGCAAAACGAAAUCGAUGAACUGAAAAAGAGGCAAGCUGUGCUGCUGACUGAAAAUGAAGAGUUGCAUGAAAAUGUUGCCGCUUUGCGCGCUGAUAAUGAAAGACUCAAACAAGAAGUUAGAGAAUUAAAUGCUGCAUCGUCUCCUGUGGAGAUAUCCUAUCAAAUACCUAAAGAAUAUGUGGAUUUGAGAGAUAAAUUGGAGACCGAAAAUUUAGAGUUGCUUGCCAAAUUGGACGAAACGCAUGAAAGUGUUGUUAAGUUUACUAUGGCUUUAGCUGAAAAAGAAAAACACAUAGAAAUCUUUAAAGAUCAAGUCCUUUGUUUGGAAGAAAACUUACAAUCCAAACGGGAAGAAGUUGAUGAGAAAACUCAUUUGCUUGAGAGUGCCCAGGAGCAGGUUGUUGAGAUGAAUGCUAAAAUAGCUCUGCUCACAUCAUGUCCUGAUAAUGCUGAACGCAAAGGCAAUUCUUUGUUUGCUGAGGUCGAUGACCAGCGACAGGCAAUGAAGCAAUUGUUGGCUAAUCAAAAGAAAAGCUAUCUUCAAAUGAAGAAGAUUUUCAACGAGAGUCAGCAUGAAAUUCGCCGACUUAAGAGGGAAAAUGUUGCAAUGCACACGGAACUACAAACUUGCAGCACAAUUUUCUGCAGCGCUGAUAAAGCUUAUAAAGAAAAACUGAACGAAAGAAUUUUGCAACUCCUAAAACAAAACGAAGAUCUGGAAAAGAAGCUUAUGUUCACUCAACAGGAACUCCUUUCAUUGGCCAACGACAAAGGAGUCGUAUGGCUAGAUUCUAUGUUGUUAUUCUGCAAACAAGAAACCGACGAAAUGAAGCUGGAACUCCACAGUAUCCGAAUUCAGAAGGGAAUUCUUGAGGAAAAAUUACGAAACUCCCAACAGGAAUUGGCUAAGUGGAGAUUUGAAGCGCUAAAGUUGCGGUGCAUUUUAAUUGAUCGCGAAACCUUACUCACUGACAACCACAUCGAAUUCAAAGUCUUCACAAAUCGAGAUGUAUCGUUUAGCGAAAGUGAACUGAAUAAUGCCAAACCUCAAUUAACUUUCGCAAGUCCACAUUCUGAAGAGGAUAAAAGCUCGAAACAAAAUGAGAUUAUUGAUCUCGACACAAGUGUCGCAGAGAAACUAGAAGUUUCUGUUAUUCAAUUAAAUGGCGAUGAGCCAACACAUGAUACCAACGAAAACAAAGUAGCAAUUGCUCAAGAACCAACCGUCAUAAAAGUUGAAGAAGAUCAAAAAACACCAAUCAUCAAGAGUGUGAGUAUUGAAAUAUUUGAAGACGAACAGUUAGAUUGUGUCGUUAAAUCAGAGCCACUAGAAAGCAAUACUACUAAGCAAUCAAAUAACGAAAUUACUAACUCACAAGCUCAACUAGAAUUAAACAAUCCAAGUAUUAAAACCGAAUCAAGAGAUGUAGAUAAUAAAGAAAACAUAUUCAUAGCUAAAGACAAUGAAGAAACUCUGCCAAAUAUUUGUGCCAAAAUCACACUUAAAGAAUCUAAUGUAAAUAUCACAACGACGACGACCACGCCAGAGUAUGUUAAUAGUCCCAAAUCAAGACCAUCGAUUUUGGUAACUAAAAAAGACAUUCUCGCCGAUGAAGGCAACACAAAGACUGUGCAUUUUACAAAUUCAGUCACUAAAUCAGAUUCAUCAGCUGAAUCGAAGGCAGCUUCCAAGCCGAAGCGAAAUAAAUCAAGCCUUGUUGUAAGAAGAAUUUUAGUAGGUUCGAAAAAUAAGAACACGCCUUCGGCUCCUACUAUUCGACAUUAAUAAAAUUAUAUUAAAAGACACAUAUUAUUGUAUACUAUACAUAUUUCAAAAUUCUGAUAUAAUAUCACAAAAUUUUCCAAUUUAAAAACUAUAUUAUACUCGAAAUAAUUAUGGGCAUUUUGCAAAGAAUGUCCUAGACCUUUUAUGUAUUUUAAAUGUCAAAAAUAAAACAACUAUAUGAAGCUUGUAUUC